Messenger RNA from Staurois parvus, 492 nucleotides. Lineage: Eukaryota; Metazoa; Chordata; Amphibia; Anura; Ranidae. The record is from the annotation of a GenBank genome assembly.
AUGAUUCACACAGGUGAGAAGCCAUUUUCUUGCUCGGAAUGUGGACACGUCUUUGCACACAAGGAAAAACUAAUCAGACAUGAGAAGACUCACACAGGGGAGAAGUCUUUUAGAUGCUCAGAAUCUGCACACCAGAGGAUUCAUACAGGAGAGAAGCCGUUUAAAUGUUCAGAGUGUGACAAAUGCUUCACAGAAAUUGGUCAUCUUAUUCGGCAUCAGAAAAUCCACACAGGAGAGAAACCAUAUAAAUGUCCAGAAUGUGACCAGGGAUUUGCACACAAGGCACAUCUUACUGUACACCUGAGAAUUCACACAGGAGCAAAACCAUUCAGGUGUUCAGAAUGUGGAAAAUGCUUCUCACACAAGAAAUCUCUUGCUUUGCACCACACGACUCACACGGGAGAGAAGCCAUAUGCAUGUUCUGAAUGUAAUGAAUGUUUUACAUCCAGACCACCUCUGAUCCAGCAUCAGAAGAUUCACAUCAAUGUUUGA